AUGGCAUUCAGGAGACAAGUGAAAAACUUUGUGAAAAAUUACUCAGAUGCGGAGAUAAAAGUCAGAGAAGCAACUUCUAAUGAUCCUUGGGGUCCUUCUAGCUCUCUGAUGCUAGAUAUCAGUGACCUGACUUUCAACACAAUUUCUCUCUCAGAGAUUAUGAGUAUGUUAUGGCAGAGACUCAACGACCAUGGGAAGAACUGGCGCCAUGUGUAUAAAUCCCUUACCCUAAUGGAUUACCUCAUCAAGAAUGGAUCAAAGAAAGUUAUCCAGCAUUGCAGAGAGGGGUUCCGUAACCUUCAAACACUACAAGAUUUUCAACACAUAGAUGAAGCUGGAAAAGAUCAAGGUUAUUAUAUCCGGGAAAAGUCUAAGCAAGUCAUAACGUUGCUAACAGAUGAACAGCUGCUGCACAGAGAGAGGGAAGUCGCGUGUCGGACUAGACGACGUACCUCCUACUCCAUGACAUUUCCUAAAAGCUUACCUGGUACUGGUAACUCACCAACAGCAUGUUCUUCUGCCCCCGCACCAGAAACUCCUGCUUCAGAGAAGAAGCGUAAGCUUCUUAAGGUUGCAAGGCUACGUAAUAAAAAAAACACUUCCAAGUCAGGAUUGAAACAAGAGCAGUGUCAAGACAUUCAGUUGCCUAGUGGAACUGUGCUGUCCCAGGAAACUCUACCUCUCAAGAUUAACGCUUGGAAAUCAACAGAGGACCUGAUCUUAUUUUAUGAGGAUGAUCCAAAGCCUGUUUUGCCGACAAUUCCUACUUCCAUUAUCUCAUCAGCUACAUGGUUGUCAGAAGGGCAAACAGAUGUCUCUAACCUCUGGGAUGCAGAUACUAUGCCUGUUCCCCCGGAAAAAAGCCCAUCUCUGCAGACAAAUGUGAGUUUGGACAAGAAAGCAGACAGUACCAUUACAAGUACUGUAAUAGAAAACCCUUUGCAGACAUCUCUAGAAAAGCAGCCAGCUGCAAAAAGUUUUGAAACGUUGACAACUUUACCAGCAUUUUGUCCAUCUAGUAAAGAAGAGUUCAUCAACCCUAAUUUAAGGAUAUCAAAGUCGGAUUCUACUUUCUAUAACCAGGCCUCUGUGGAGACACUCUACGUCUCUCCCUCAUUCAAAACAUUUGACCCAGUGAAAGAGACUAUAAUCAGUAAGGACCAUCAGAAACCAGCACAGUCUGGCCUGGUUCAGAUGGAGGAUGAAAACCUCAAGACCUUAACUACAUGGGUUUCAGCUGCCUCUGAGGGAACAGCCUCCUUUUCUACUUUAUCCGUGUCAUCUCCCGACUCAGCCUCUCCAGAGAAGUCUGUUCCUCUCUUACCCUCAAUUUUGGCCGGACCUUCCUUCUGGACUUUGUCCCAUCAACAAUCUUCUGCCUCUGUUAAAGAUGAAGAUAAGACAGACAUGGUUCAUCACCCUUUUGCUCCUAGGGGCCCACUGUCCUCUGACGAAGAGGAGAAUGACAACCUCAACCUGCUGGAAAUUCUUCCAGACAACUCUGGUUCUGCCACAGAGAAGACAGCUCCUAUCUCUAGCAGUAAUUGGGUAGCGUUUUCCACCCAAAAUGUAGACCAUUUCACCUCUAUGUCCUGUUCUAGUUUUCAGGCAACCAAAGACCUGCCUAGAGAGCCUGAAGCAAACAAUUCCACUAACGUCCUUCUAGGGGAGGUAAAAAAUGCAAUAGUCAAAUUACACGAAGAUCUGAGCAUGGUGAUACGAGAACUUAAUGUCAUCAACAGCCAUCUGGUAAGCUUGAGUGGGAAUAGUCCACAAAUAAGCAAGUCUUUGCAGCUUCCCCGGUGUUCUGAGGGGGGCUCAGAUCGAGUCUAA
Molecule: messenger RNA, 1833 nt
Organism: Hippopotamus amphibius kiboko
Lineage: Eukaryota; Metazoa; Chordata; Mammalia; Artiodactyla; Hippopotamidae
Gene: ENTHD1
Product: ENTH domain containing 1
Exons: 6
Coding region: 1-1833 (610 amino acids)
Biological process (GO): endocytosis
Cellular component (GO): endosome; plasma membrane; clathrin vesicle coat
Molecular function (GO): phospholipid binding; clathrin binding
Source: RefSeq, a predicted model, not a curated record